AUGCCGACGCUAACAAAGCUUUACUCAAUGGAAGAAGCGUCGCAGCACAACACCCAGGAAGAUUGCUGGGUUGUCAUUGACGGAAAGGUUUAUGAUGUGUCUUCAUAUUUGGACGAACACCCAGGUGGAGAUGAUGUCUUACUAAGGGCAACUGGAAAAGAUGCCACCGAUGAAUUCGAAGAUGCUGGGCAUAGCAAGAGUGCAAGGGAACUUAUGGAGAGUUUCUGCAUUGGGGAACUAGACCCUACUACCCCAGCCAUUCCUAAGCUGGAGAUUGUCUCUAAGAAUCAAGAAGUUGAUGGCAUUUCCCAAAAGGUCAUUAACCUCAGUAAACAAUACUGGGUUAUUCCAGUUGCUGUAGGCUUAUCAGUGGUGGUUGGCUUCCUGUACCUGCGCAAGAAGUAA
Molecule: messenger RNA, 405 nt
Organism: Fraxinus pennsylvanica
Lineage: Eukaryota; Viridiplantae; Streptophyta; Magnoliopsida; Lamiales; Oleaceae
Source: the annotation of a GenBank genome assembly